Molecule: messenger RNA, 1336 nt
Organism: Cucurbita maxima (winter squash)
Lineage: Eukaryota; Viridiplantae; Streptophyta; Magnoliopsida; Cucurbitales; Cucurbitaceae
Exons: 2
Coding region: 21-1238 (405 amino acids)
Cellular component (GO): membrane
Molecular function (GO): glycosyltransferase activity
Source: RefSeq, a predicted model, not a curated record
UACAUUGAUCAACUUUCAAAAUGGGGUUUGAUCUCAAAUCCCACAUCAAUCUCCAUUUUCACCUCAAACACGUCUUCCAGUUCCUCUUCUUCCUCGUCGGGUUCUCUCUCGGACUCAUCAUGUGCUUCUACGUCAAAACCUUCUCUCUCGUAAAUCCAACGACCCCGAAUCCUCCUCCUUCCUUCCCCGCUCCGUCUCCGUCGUCUCUGCUUGCACCCCCUAUUGUUGUCCUCUCCCCUCCUCCAACUCCGCCUCCGUCGAUUCUUGUUUUGUCGAUCCCGAGAAAUGGGAGCUCGUCCGAGGGUUCGAGCGUCAUCUCCCUUGAAGAACACAAGUCUUUGCUUCACAACAUGAGUGAUGAGGAGCUGUUUUGGAGAAGUAGCAUGGUUCCAAGGAUGUUGGAGGUGAGUGACAAGACAGCUCCAAGAAAGGUGGCGUUCAUGUUUUUGACGGCUGGUCCUUUGCCUCUGGUGGAUCUUUGGGAGAAGUUUUUUGAAGGCCACCAUGGAUUUUACUCCAUUUAUGUUCAUUCUCAUCCUUCUUAUGUUCAUGAAAUGCCUCCAACUUCUGUUUUUUAUGGUCGAAGGAUCCCUAGUCAGGCUGUGUAUUGGGGGACUGCAAGCAUGGUGGAUGCAGAGAGACGCCUCCUAGCAAACGCCCUCUUAGACAUAUCAAACCAAAGAUUUGUUCUUCUCUCAGACUCAUGCAUCCCAUUGUUCAACUUCACCACAGUCUAUAACCAUCUCAUCACCUCAAACCUAAGCUUCAUCAGCUCAUUCGACGAUCCAAGAAAGCUCGGCCGAGGCCGCUACAACCCGAAAAUGUGGCCAAUGAUAAACAUCACGAACUGGCGAAAGGGUUCCCAAUGGUUCGAGGUACAUCGAGAACUCGCACUUAGCAUCGUGUCGGACACGAAGUACUACCCAAUCUUUAAAAACUAUUGCCUCCCACCAUGCUACAUGGACGAGCAUUACAUACCAACUUUGGUGAACAUGGUGCAGCCUGAAUGGAACCAUAAUAGGAGCAUCACUUGGGUUGAUUGGUCUAAGGGAGGCCCUCAUCCGGGCAAGUUUGGAUGGAAUCAUAUCAACGAUGAGUUCUUGAACAGGAUAAGGUUUGAAUCAACGUGUGCUAAUAAUUCCUCUUCCAUUUGUUUUCUUUUUGCUAGAAAGUUUUUGCCAAACACUUUGGAGCCUUUGUUGAGGGUAACUCCUUUGUUGCUCGGUAUUGGUCCAUAACAAAAACACGGUUACUCGAUUUCCAAGUUUAUCGUGUUCAACGUUUAUUUCGAGCUCAACAAGGUUAUAUAUAACGCACACAUAUAUUUGUAUUGUUU